Arachis ipaensis is the source of this 2837-nucleotide messenger RNA. The record is from RefSeq and is a predicted model, not a curated record. NCBI's taxonomy places the organism in Eukaryota, Viridiplantae, Streptophyta, Magnoliopsida, Fabales, Fabaceae.
CUAUGAAUGAAUUGGAGUCUCAGAAACAACACAGAAAACAAAACAUUUUCAAGCACAGAAGGCCACAUGAUCAUUCAACUUUUUCCUCCAAUAAAUUAUUUUAGUUUCUUGAAGCCCAUCAUUGGACUGUCACAUCCUUCCAUUGUUGUUCUCUUGUCUGUGUUGAAAGUGCAUAUAUAGUUACAACAUGUAUGAGGGAAGCGAACCAGUAUUCUCCCGUUUCUAAUCAUAUCAAACAUUGAACACUUUUGUGGAAGGAAAGAAGGAAAGAAGUGUUUGUAUUUGAACUUUGGAGAUUGUGUUGUAGGUCCCACCUCUUUGGACUUUUCCGGUCUCUCAUCCGUACACUACAAUACUUGAGUACAUUUUGAUGAUUCUACUCUCCCCAACUUGCAAUUUCCCAUCAUUAUUAAUAUUAUUAAUUUAUUAUUACACCACUACCUCCAAUAUUUCCAAUCCCAUUGGAAUUUCUUAAAGUGAGUGCCUUUAUCAUAUACAAGUUGACCAUCUGUUUUAUUUUGAUGUGCAUAGCAUCCUCAUAGAACAAGUCUUCCACACAAAACUGUUUCUCUUUUGAGUAUUGAGUCUUAGUCAAUACUCAAUAUGUUUAGUGUUGCAUUGCAUUUCAUAGAUGGUGAAGUCUGAUUGGAGGUUCAUGAAUCAAGAAACUCAACUACACUUUUAUUAUUUGGAAAAUAUUAUACAUUCUAAAAAAAUCAAUUAAAUAAGAUUGUUCUUGGAAGGAGUCAAAGAAAUCUCUUCCCUUCUGAGAAAAAAAGUGCAUUUAAGGUGUGUUACUAGCUUCCAAAACCAGAAAAUGGUGCCGGAGAAGGUGAAGAAACAGCUUGCUUUAGCUGUGAGAAGCAUUCAAUGGAGCUAUGCAAUCUUUUGGUCUAGCUCACCUACCCAACCAGGGGUGUUGAGCUGGGGUGAAGGUUAUUACAAUGGAGACAUCAAAACUAGAAAGACAAGCCAAGUGGCAGAACAUAACUCUGAUCAAAUAAUAAGCUUACAGAGAAGUGAGCAGCUGCGAGAGCUAUACUCGUCCCUUGCAGACUCGAAAUCCUGCUCGCAGACGAAAAGGCCAUCGGCGGCACUGUCCCCUGAAGAUCUCACAGAUACUGAGUGGUUCUACUUGGUUUGCAUGUCCUUUGUGUUCAACAUUGGCCAAGGUUUACCUGGAAGAUCAUUGGCAUAUGGUCAACCUAUUUGGUUGUGCAAUGCUCAUUCUGCUGAUAAUGGUGUUUUCUGUCGCUCAUUACUUGCUAAGAGUGCAUCCAUUCAGACAGUGGUGUGCUUUCCCUUUCUGGAUGGGGUUAUUGAGCUAGGUACAACUGAUCCGGUCUCCGAAGACUAUAGUCUUAUUCAAGUGAUAAGGAAUUCUUUCUUGGACAUUCUUGAAACCAACCUUCCAAAUAAUCCAGGAGCUAAUUUGAACACAAGAAACAAGGAAGAAGGUGGUGUUGCUUGUGGAGAAUUUGACCAUAAUGCUUAUGGUCUUAAACUAACCCCAGAAGUAAUAGGAUAUGAACUAAUCAACAUAACUUCUCCUACUACUAGUUCAAAUGCAUUACAAGCCAACCAACAAACAGAUGGAAGAACAAUGUUUCCAACUGAAUUCAGCAACUGUUUCCAUAACUCCAGGAAUUCUAGUGAUUGUUUGUCCGAAAAUCAUUGUGCACAGGACCUUCAACAAUGCAAUGAUAACCCAAAAACAACCUUGGUGAAUCUCGGAAGCGACGAUAAGCAUUAUCAGAGGAUACUCUCUGCCCUUCCAAUACGCCCUGAUGAUGACCGGUUAAUCAUGAGAGUGCAUCUUCGAAAUUUUCGUGGGGAAUCAAGCUUUGCCAUUUGGAAGCAACUAGGAUCAAUGGAUUGUCAAAGAUCAAGAAGAGGAGGAACACCACAGAACUUGUUAAAGAAGGUAUUGUUUGAAGUUCCUCUGAUGCACAUGGACGGAUUGCUUGAGUCUCAAGAAAAGAUCGGUUCCAAAGACAGAAUGAGAUUAUUAGAGGUAGAUGAUGUUGGCAUGAACCAUGCUUUGUCAGAAAGAAAGAGAAGAGCAAAACUAAACGAAAGGUUUUUAACUCUAAGAUCAAUGGUUCCUACAAUUAGUAAGGAUGACAAGGUUUCAAUAUUAGAUGAUGCCAUGGAAUACCUUAGAAAACUUGAGGAAAAGGUAAGGAAGUUAGAAGCUGAAAAGGAUGUAACAGAUUUGGAUGGUAUAGUAAGUACAAGAACAUCUCAGGAUAUGGUGGAGAGGGCUUCUGAUAACAAUAGCAACAAGAAUUCGAAAUCGGUGUCAAACAAGAGGAGGGCUUGUGAGGCUGCUGGUGAUGAAGAGAUGAACAAUUCAGAGAUUGAUGUUGGAAUCUAUGUGAGUGAGAGUGAAGUUGUGAUUGAAAUGAAGUGUCCUUGGAGAGAAGGACUUCUGCUGGAAACUGUGGAAGCACUUAGCAGCCUCCAUUUAGAUUGUCAUUCACUUCAGUCAUCAAAAGCUCAUGGGACUCUCUAUCUCACAAUUAAAUCUAAGGUAACAAUUAAAGUUCAGAGGAGCAAAUAAUGUUGCACCAGUAAAAAGGAUUAGACGCACACUCCAAAAAGCGGCUAUGAAGAGUUGAAUAAUGUAUUUACCUCGAUUUAAUUACAUUUAGAUUUAUAGUAAUGUCACAUUCACAAGUGGUUGGAGAUUUUGUAGGAAGAUUUGUUCAGGUAAAAUAUAGUUUACUUGUUAGACAUGCCAUUUUGGUUUCUUAGUUAUGUAACAUGGACUUCUCUCCCUGACUCUCUCCAUGCAGUUGCAAAUUGGAAGGCUUAUUAUAUUUUAGUAAUUUUAC